AGAUUAGUACGAAAACUACACCAGCUCCUAAAAUGCACCACUUUUUUUAUUUGGUUCACAAAUUGCUCAACGUUGACAAAUGUCAUUAAAAUUAUUCAGUCGUUUUAUGUUUACCAACCAACAUUUUUGCGUAUUUUUAUAAAUAAAUAUAUAGCCACAUUGCGAGUGUCGAGUCGAGUGCAAGUCGUAUAAAUAUGAAAUAUUCCAAGUUGAAUUCCUAUUUGAAGUGCUACCGUAGAAAGAAAAACUUUUUGAAGAGAUUAAAUAACUGUGUCAAACCAAUCGACAACAACUUGCAAAAUGACCGACAACUAUUUGGAAAGUGCGGAAGCAUCAACUUUUAUAUUCGAGACGGAAACAAUAAAAAUUCUUCAUUAUCCGGAGAGUAUAUUAUUUCAAAAGAACCAAUUAUAUCAGAGACAAAUGAUUCAAUUUCGCACGAUGGUUUGGAUGAUAAUGACGAGGUGGUGGAAAAUAUAUAUCGGGAAGUAGAGCCGUCUUCAGUAGACUGUGUCAUUGAUGAUGUGAACAUCCAUAUUGACUUCAUGUCUAAAUUGGCGGAUUGGGCUAUAAAAUACAAAAUAGCCCACUCUGCUGUAUCUGAGCUACUUGUUUUAUUGCGGAGCGAAGGAAAAACUGAACUGCCGAAAGAUGCGCGUACGUUGCUCCAUACACCGCGUAAUGUGGUAAUACAAACAAUGGGAUCCGGUUCAUUCUGGUACUAUGGCAUUGAAAACUGCUUGCGAAAUGCAUUUCGUGACAUAAAUCAAACAAUUCAAGUACUUCUCAAUUUCAAUGUUGAUGGUUUACCCCUGUUCCGAAGUAGCAAGUUUCAGUUUUGGCCAGUUUUAAUUGACAUAGCCAAUAUGCAUGAAAUUAGACCAAUGGUUGUAGCAAUUUAUUUCGGCGAUUCGAAACCACCAUCCAGCGAAGAGUUUUUAAGAUCAUAUGUUGACGAGAUUAAUAGUCUAAUUUUAAAUGGAAUUGAGUUUCCAAACGGCUCAAAAAUAUUGAUCAAGAUUAAUGCGUAUAUUGCAGACACCCCGGCUCGAGCAUUUAUUAAAUGCGUUAAGACACACACCGCAUAUAACAGUUGUACAAAAUGUAACGUUGUUGGAGAAUUCGAUCGAUCGGGAAACCACAUGAGCUUUCCAAGGUUAGAUUGUCGACGAAGAACUCAUUUAGAUUUUAUAAACAAAGUUGAUGAAGAUCAUCAUCUAUGGAAUUCAAGAAUGCGACAGUUUUAUCACACCCCUUUGGAGGAAAUUGAAGGCAUUGACAUGAUAAAAAAUUUCCCUAUUGCUGAUUCGAUGCACGUAAUUGAAUUAGGUAUUACAAAGCGAUGUUUAAAUGGAUGGGUGAAUGGUUCAUAUAAUUUCCGUACUAAAAUGCCUGCUUAUGAAACGAGUACCAUUUCAACAUGGCUCAAAUUCAGCAAUGAGUGGCUGCCAUCUGAAAUCACAAGACAGGCGCGUGGCCUCGAUACAUUGUCGUUCUGGAAAUCAAUAGAAUAUCGAACAUUUUUGUUAUACCUUGGCCCAGUGAUAAUGAAAAGUUUUUUGCCAACUGAGUUUUAUAAACACUUUUGGAAUUUAGUUUUAGCAACGACGAUAUAUUCAUGCGAACGAUAUGUACAAAGUCCCGGAGUUCUUGACGUCGCUAGGAAUUUGAUGAAUGAAUAUGUGGAAGAAUUUAUAUCUCUGUAUGGAAACGACUCUAUCAGCUCCAAUGUCCACAAUUUAAUACAUGUUCAUGAUGACGUUCUGAAAUUUGGAUCUGUGCGAAAUAUUUCUGCAUAUCCAUUUGAGAGUACGCUGUAUUGGUGUGAGUCAACGACAUUGUACUGA
Rhagoletis pomonella (apple maggot) is the source of this 1847-nucleotide messenger RNA. RefSeq lists its product as uncharacterized. The record is from RefSeq and is a predicted model, not a curated record. Lineage: Eukaryota; Metazoa; Arthropoda; Insecta; Diptera; Tephritidae. The transcript has 4 exons. Bases 195 to 1847 code for a protein of 550 amino acids.